AGGGGAUGGGGUUCCUUUCCCAGCAGGAGGCCCUGUCCUGCUGCCGGAGGUGGGUCCUGCCACACCCGCGUCAGCUCAGGUGAGGGGGCCGGGCCUGCCCGGGGCUGGGGUGGUGGCACAAGGCCUCGGUGCGGCGGCCGGGCCCUCCGUGAGGGGAGGCGGCGGCAACAACCCGGAACUGCCGGCGGUGCGGAGCCGCCGCGGGAGCCAUGCCGCCGCCCAAGGACGUGGUGAAGAUCGCCAUCCAGAUGGUGGGAGCCAUCCCGCAACUCAUCGAGCUCCAGCAGACCAAGCCGCUCGCCUCAGUGCUCAAGGACGUCUGUGAUGCGUGGAGCCUGCCCAACGCCGAGCGCUACGCCCUGCAGUACGCGGACGGGCGGCAGACCUACAUCACCGAGUCGAACCGCAGGGACAUUAAGAAUGGGAGCAUUUUACGGCUGACCACCUCCCCGGACCAAGAAGCAGAGCAGUUGUAUAUCGGGAUCCAGAGCAAGAAUGUGGAUGUGAAGACUGACUCACUGAAGAAGCUUGCAAGCCUCUCCCAGGACGUUACCUUUGCUCAAGAGUUCAUCAGCAGGAAUGGCUUGAAGCAAAUCUACUCUAUUGUGGAAGAAGGGAAUGAUACAGGGGAGAUGCUGGCUCAUACCCUCAAAGCCUUCACAGAGCUGAUGGAGCAUGAUUUUGUUUCCUGGGAAAAUCUUAGUACAGUCUUCAUCAAAAAGAUAGUGAGUUAUGUCAACAUGAAUGCAGUGGAUGCAUCUAUCCAGCAGCUCUCCUUGUCUAUCUUGGAGAAUAUGGUGCCUACCAGUCGCCUCCUCUUUGAGGUGGUCAAAAAAGAAGUGACGUUGGACCGCCUUCUCACCCACCUGCAGGCGACAAAUGCCCAGCUGCAGCUGAAGGCGAUGGCUCUGCUCAUUGCACUGCUGCUGAGCACGACCGACGCUGAGCGGCGGGACAUGAUGGACUACCUGAGGAAGAAGAACAUCAGGCAGUUUAUCCACAAGAACAUUAUCCACAGCUCCGAGCCACUGGGGGAUGAGAUGGCCCAUUAUCUUUACGUGCUGCAGUCUGUCAGCCUCAACUUGUGCGAGCAUCGCAUGAAAAUGUCCAUGGAUCCCUACUCACAGGAACAGCGGGAUCUCCUCCAGUCCCUGCGCCAAACUGCUUUUGAGUCGGAGAGCGAGGUGCCUGCUGGCACCUUCAGCACCGAGCGCCGGCGAUCCCUUUGUGCCAAGGAAUUCCGCAAGCUGGGCUUCAUGAACAACAGCAACCCAGCAGAGGAUCUCCGCCGUGCCCCACCAGGACUCCUUGCCCUGGACAACAUGGUGUAUUUCUCCAGGAACACCCCUAAUGCCUACAGCAGGUUUAUCCUUGAGAACAGCAGCCGGGAAGACAAACAUGAAUGUCCCUUUGCUCGAAGCAGCAUCCAGCUCACCCUGAUCCUCUGCGAGAUCCUGCACAUUGGAGAGCCGUGCUCGGAGACGGCUCAGGCCUUUUACCCUAUGUUCUUCGGGCAGGAUCAUUUCUUUGAAGAGUUAUUCUGCAUCUGCAUCCAGCUGGUGAACAAGACCUGGAAGGAGAUGAGAGCAACCCAGGAGGACUUUGACAAGGUGAUGCAGGUGGUGCGGGAGCAGAUCACCAGGACCCUGUCCCUCAAGCCCACGUCCCUGGAGCUAUUCAAGACCAGAGUGAACGCACUGAACUACAGCGAGAUCUUGAAGCUGCGGCAGACUGAGCGGCUGCACCAGGAGGAGACGCUGGCUGUGCCUGUGCUGGAGCUGCGGGAGAAGCUGAAGCCGGAGCUCCUGGAGCUGAUCCGACAGCAGCGCCUGCUGCACCUCUGCGAGGGAACCCUCUUCCGCAAGAUCAGCAGCCGCCGCAGGCAGGACAAGCUGUGGUACUGCCGCCUGUCCCCCAACCACAAGGUGCUGCACUAUGGGGACGUGGAGGAGGGAGUGCAGUCUCCCCCCAUCGAGAGCCUGACGGAGAAAAUUCCUGUGGCAGACAUGAAGAUGCUGCUGGUGGGGAAGGAGUGUCCACACACAAAGGAGAAGAGCUCUGGGAAGCAGAACAAGGAUGUCCUGGAGCUGGCCUUCUCUAUUGUGCAUGAUGUGGAGGAAUACUGCCUCAACUUCAUAGCCCCCACCCGCUAUGAGUUCUGCCUCUGGACGGAUGGGCUGAAUGUGCUUCUGGGCAAGGAGAUGACAAGUGAGCGAACACAGACAGACCUCGAUGUCCUGCUGUCCAUGGAGCUCAAGCUGCGGCUCCUGGACCUGGAGAACAUCAGCAUUCCUGACGACCCCCCUCCCAUCCCAAAGCCUCCCAGCAACUUAAACUUCUGCUAUGACUUUAGCCAUACAGAACAGGACAGGCCAGGUGCUGGCUGGGGGCUUGGGUGUCCUACCCUUCCCUGCCUGUGUCCUGCCUCCUGCAAGAGCAUGGGAAUGAGCCACCAAGCAUUAGCCUCCUGUUCAAGGUGGGUGACCUGGCACUGAUUCCCUCACACUGCAGCCAGGCUUUGGGCAGAGAGGGCAAGGAUGUGGACUGGAAUAAAGGUACAGGCAGCCUGGGAUAACUGAAGGGGGAGUAACACUACAAAGGUACGAAUCUGCACUGCCUCACUUCCGCCAUCAAUCCUUUCUGGACAACAAAGUGGUUAGAAAAAGGAUGGAACACACCUUUCCAUUAAGUUUUUCAAGCAGAUGGCAUCUCCAGGGUAUGAUGUGCCUGCCCUGUCAGCUCCCUCCUGCACUGAAAGGUGUUUUUGCUGAGCCCUCUGCACUGUCCUGGAAUGGGGGUGAUUAGGGUACAAGGGUAUCCUUUUUCCCAGCACCGUUCAGCUGGCUCUGGUGUGAGGAGGAGACCCUGGUGUGCCCAUCGUGCCAAUUCCAGUGCCUUCCCCACCUGGGGCAGAUACUUGCACACUUCAGCCAUGCUGCUGCACUACUGCACCACGACAAGCUACCUCCUCCCCAGCCCCACAGCCCCCACCCCAGUGCCCUGCACCUUCUGGUGCCUGCAGCUUCUCCCAAGGGUCUUGUGCUAACAGCCACAGGUCAGUAGGGAUCCAACCGUGCCUCUGUUUCCUGUGUACUGGGACAAUAAACACUUGUGGAGAACUCA
Molecule: messenger RNA, 3123 nt
Organism: Vidua chalybeata
Lineage: Eukaryota; Metazoa; Chordata; Aves; Passeriformes; Viduidae
Gene: ELMO3
Product: engulfment and cell motility 3
Exons: 21
Coding region: 210-2495 (761 amino acids)
Biological process (GO): actin filament organization; cell motility
Source: RefSeq, a predicted model, not a curated record